Molecule: messenger RNA, 5946 nt
Organism: Cotesia congregata
Lineage: Eukaryota; Metazoa; Arthropoda; Insecta; Hymenoptera; Braconidae
Source: the annotation of a GenBank genome assembly
UAUCCAGUUUUUACUAAAGAACGAGCUUUAUACUUAACAAGCCUUGGACCUAAUUAUACAAAUAUCGCAGAUUGUAUAUUAAACUCCAUAAAACCAGAUUUCGCGUCACUAAUUGCGUCUGGCUCGACAAAUGGAGUACGUCAAGUGAAAUUCAAGAGUGGAAAAUUUGACGUCAAUCGAAGAAAAUCAUACGGAGGAACUUAUCUCCGACGUGUUGUUGAAACUAAAAUAGUUUCUGUAGACUCCGAGAUCGAUUGGAAUUCCGUGAUGAAUGAUGAUACAACUCACUCAUCACAAUUAAGUGAAUUGCAGGACAAUAUAUUAUUAUCCUACGAAGCAAAAUGUCCGAAUACUGUAAAUUUAUAUCCACAAGCAAUAACAAAUCCAAGCGCUGUGGUGAGAAAUCUUUUGCCAGGACAACCUCCACCUGGGUUUCGCGUGGUUUCUGCUCCUGAGCAUAGAGUUUCGCAGCAACCGCCUCUAUCAAUUACUGUAAUUACUCCAACUAAUCAACUUGAGCGUCAGCAGUACCGUGGAUUUAUAUCUUCAGCAAGUUUGGUUGGUGGAAUACCGAUAUUUUUGUAUUUAUUUGGACGAAUCGUCGAGCUCGAGUCUUCUGAAGAAGAGCAAGCACUUGCACUGUCAAUAGUUAUUAAUUUAGCCCGAAGCGACUCUGAACUUCUUAGUCAGUAUAAUUCAGAGGGUGGUCAGUCGUUAAUCAUGCGUGUGCUAGAGUCACCAAGAUGUAAAGCUGGAAAAUAUUUACUCAAAGCUAUUUUAGAUUCUGCCUGCAGUAGUCCGAUAAUUGUAAAAGACAUUGCUAAUGGAAACAAUCUUACAAUUCUGCAAAGCUCCGAGGCUGUUAUUGUAGAUCCGGAGUUGAUAAAAGAGUCAUUGAGUGUAUGGAAGACCUGGGUCAAACACGACACCUUCAAUAUGUUUUUACACGCUCUGUUGGUGUUACUGAGAGACCAACAUGGCCAAAGAGAAUUCAAUGCAACUCAAUUAAAUAGAGAAGCUAUUGUCGAAACGAUUUUAUUCGUUUGCAAGCAGCAUUUCAUGUACGAAGAUUUGAACACCCUCUGGGACACCAUAACUGGUAAUUCAAUAGUGGAAUUAAUUAGAGCGCUGAUGGGUGCUCCUCCGGAAUUUUCUCACCUGGUUGCCAUCAUGGACUAUCUCAUACUAGUUCACCAGGCAUCAGACACUUAUGUCACACACUCACGGCACAAUAUGUACUUUUUAUUGCCCCCGUUGGUGAUAGAAGAACCCAAUACUGUCAGCAAAUUAAAGUCUGCUGUUCUGAACCAUUUACCAACUACUGCGAAUACAACGACUACAAGUUCUUCUGACGAAUCUAAUCAUCCUCCGCUCGAAGUGAUUAAAUUGAAUAAGGCGCUGAUAAAUGUCCAGCUUCAAAGAGACAGAGCCUUAAAACGUCGUGAAAAACGUAGCAACAAUUCCCAUAAUAAUAAUAAUAAUAAUAAUAAUAAUAAUAAUAAUAAUAAUAAUAAUAGUAAUAAUACCAGAGAAACGAGUGCUGGGGAAGAUUCAGGUAUAGCUGCAAGUGACGGUUCAAAUAAUCAGUUAGGAAAUGACAAUAGUCCGUUUGGAAAAACAGAUGAAAAACGUGUUUGUCAGGGAUUAGUCACCGAAGGACUUUUAUUACUCCUAAGAGAUGCUCUCCGCGUUCUACCCGAUUGUCACAUAGAAUCUGUCGUAAAACACGUUAUUCGAGCAGAAUUGCUUUUAAUUUUACUAAACAAUCCAGAUACCAGAGUUAGAACCGCAGUUGUUAAAGUGAUUCAAAUUUAUCUUCAGCGAGCAGACGAUGAAGAAAUAAAUAAAUUUAUAAAGCAAAAAUAUUUCUUCCACUUGGCUAAUCAAAUUACACUUUACCCCAGCAAUAACAAUGAGUCUUUAUCAUCCUCGUUGGAAUGUCUGGCGCUAAGAGGUCCUACAACAUUAGCAGCCAUCCCACCUUUACUAGCGAUGCUUACCAGGAUACCGAUCACCGGAUCAAAUAUUACAAGACCAAUAAUAAAUUUAAUUGUUGAUAUGAUCAACAAAAAUCCCUCCGCUUUGCGUACACUUUUAUCCGACCAGGGCUUGGCAGAAUCAUUGGCUCAGUCGCUCGUCGGAGGAGCGCAUAACUCGUCAAUUGGAGCAUCGCCACCAUUGAUUAUCAAUGACAUCCACAUUCUCUUGGUCAGUAUCGCCACAAAACUACUAGACCAGCCGGGUAGUCAUCACAUGCCAGCAAUAUCAGACUUGCAUUUAAUAUUAAACUAUGUAGAGUUAAAUGAAAGAGCUCAGUGUGGUGCAGAUGCUCCUUGUGUGUCUGUAAUUCGCAACGCUCAGGUAGUUUUGUUUGACGGUGAGCUGGAUGUACUGAUGCCUAAAGUCUCGUCUCUGCAAUCGGGAUUCAAGUUGCGCAGCGCGACUUCUUAUUUAGCUUCUUCAUCGUAUUUGACACACCACAGUGCUCUUACAACUUCCAGCGAGCAGAGUGAUCACGAGUCGCGUUCAUCUAGUUACGGAAAUGGAAGCGCUAGUGGUAUCAAUUUUUAUGGCUCACCAAACCGUGAGCCACGUAGAGGAGAAGUUAAUGAACGUUUUCGAAGCAUUCUUUUUAAAGCUAUAGAUUUUUUAACUUCUUCAGAUUGCGCGCCAUCUACCAACGAGCUUGAAUUGACCAAAAGGAUUUACAUUAUACUUUUGUAUGGAUUGUCAAGCAGUUCUUUUGAUAGGAAAAAUAAUUGGAGCGGUUCAUGGUCAAUGCGGUCAAUUUUACGAAAGAAUGCUGCCAAAAUGUUGAUGUGGUUGUUGAGUCCGCAUCAAAGUAACAACACUCGUGUUUUUACUAUCCGAUCGCUGAUGGAAGAGUCCAGAGGUCGGGAAAUAUUGUCCUCUAUUAUUGACAUUCACAGCAAUGUUGAAAAAAAAUUGUCUGUAUUUUUGUGGGAUUUAUUUGAAAGACGAACUGAUAUGCCGAGUUCGGAUGCAAGAGUAUGCACAGAAUUCAAAGAAACUUUGGCUGUUUGGCAUCCUGGAUUAUUAAAUCCUGAAGGUACAUCGACAUCCCAAGAGAGGUUGAACAAUGAAGAACAAAUAACUGCGAUGCAUCUCGAAUUUUCAAAAGAUCGUGAAAUUUGGUUGGAGAACAAUCUGCUGGCAUUGCACCGAAUAGGAAAUAAAUUUGAUGCGCUGGCCAAACAAUUGACUGAGAGCGCAAUGGUAAUCACCCGAUCGGUGAUAGAAGAGCAGAAUCACGAGCGCAAGGCUCUGAUGGAGAAGUUUAAGCACAGCCGGGGACUAGAAGCUCAGUCGAUGGCUCGCUGGAGAGAUUUAACUAAGCGGUUGACUCACGAACGCGCACCUUGGUACUUUUCUGAGUCAUAUCCAAUUAAUUGGGAGCUUGACCCUACGGAAGGACCCGCGCGAGUACGAAUUCGAAUGCAGAGAUGUCAUUUGAAAAUAAAAAAAAAAUUCUUUUUAAAUGACCAGCAAACAGAUCCUAGAAAAACUCCCAAUGAUGACCAAGCUCCUGAAGAAAUAGGAAUAGACCAACCACUGUCGUAUCUUUUUACAAACAUGAGACGGCAGGAUUUAAAUGCCACGGCUCUUGUUGAGCGACUGCACACCAGCGAGCGGAUUGGAAAAAUGUGUCAAGUUCAAGUUGUAACUCCGCAAACAGAAAUACCUGGCGAGGCUCUAAUUGGUGAAACUUGCUUGUACUUUGUUCCAGAUGAUCCAAAAAAAUCAGUUUAUUCUCAAGAUACAGCUCUGCUGGGAGCUGGCUGCAGUGGUCUCGAUCUCGCAAUGGCUGGAGGCACAGCCUGGAAAUUAAGAGACAUCAAAGAGUUGCAUAGAAGACGCUACCAGCUUCAGGAACGAGCGAUUGAAUUUUUUUUGACCACCGGAAGAACCUUGCUGCUAGCUUUUAACUCUUCUAAGGAACGAGAUGAGUUUGUCAGUCAAUUAUUAAACUGCAAUCUACCGCAACGAGUUCCUGGUGAUGAUUUGAACGAAGCUCUAGCUGCUUGGCGCAACGGCUACCUCACAAAUUGGGAGUACAUAACGUGCUUGAACAAACUCGCUGGAAGAUCUUACAAUGAUUUGAUGCAAUACCCGGUGUUUCCUUUCAUAUUGGCUGAUUACACCAGCAGCAAAAUAGAUCUUACUAAUCCAAAUAUCUACAGAAACUUGAAGCGUCCAAUGGCUGUCCAGGACAAGAAGAACGAGCAACACUAUAUUAACAAUUACAACUACUUGAAGCAAGCUCUUGCAGAAGAUCAAAAUUUGAUCGCGUUGAACCAACAGCCUUAUCAUUAUGGCUCUCAUUACAGCAACUCGGGUACUGUUCUUCAUUUUUUGGUUCGGCUUCCGCCGUUUACAAGCAUGUUUUUAAAUUACCAGGACAACAACUUUGACAUACCUGACCGAACAUUCCACGCACUGGCAACUACAUGGAGAUUAACCAGUUGCGAUUCGACUACUGACGUCAAAGAAUUAAUUCCAGAGUUUUUUUAUCUGCCAGAAUUUUUUUUAAAUUCAGAAAACUUUAAUUUUGGAGUCCGACAAAACGGAUGCAGAGUUGGAGACGUAGAACUGCCGAGCUGGUGCAACAACGACGCUAGAUUAUUUAUACUAGUGCAUCGAGCUGCGCUAGAAUCUGACAUAGUUCGUGAGAAUGUGUGUUAUUGGAUCGAUCUGGUGUUUGGUUUCCGGCAAACUGGAAGGCCCGCUGUAGAAGCAAUUAAUGUCUUUCACCCGGCAACCUACUACGGAUUCAACGUCGACACAAUAUCUGAUCCAGACGAGAGAACCGCUUGGGAAACUAUGGUCAGAACUUACGGACAAACUCCAGCUCAACUUUUUACAGCCGCUCAUCCACUGCCUUGCAAUGUUAUGCUUAACUCAUCAAAUUCUUUGGCUUACAAUACAAUUCCGCCGGUUAUUGAAGGAGUCGCGGGCAUUAAAUGGGGCAAUUAUGUCGGAGCGCCGGGAAACGAACCUGUUUUAUGCUGGAAGCACAAACAUCGUGUACCAAUAGUGUCACUUAUUCCUCUAACUACGGGAGAAGUUUUUGGGUUGCCGGUAUGUACUUGUUUGCUCAUUGGAUAUAACAACGAGAAAGGAGGUAACAUGGUGAACAGCACGACAGUAUCAGGAGCAGCUCUCGCUUCUUGGGAUAACAAUGAUGGUAUCAUUAGACUUAAGUCAAAAAAAGAACAGCCUCCUAAGCCGCUGAUGAAAUCUUCUGGCUUUGAUCCGAUAACUGUGUUAGGCUCUGCUGCUGAUUGCGGACAACUUUGGAUCGGUUACAUGUCAGGAAAAAUUAUGGUCUACUCGUACAGCAUCGAAGCUAGUGGAAAAAUAAAAUUCGAGUCGCCAACAGCUCCAGCUUCUGUUCUCUUGGCUCACAGAUGUGCAAUAACUGUAAUUGUUUUGUCUGGAGCUUUUAGUAUUGCUGUCUCCGGUGACGUCAAAGGUGUUAUUGUUAUUUGGGAUCUAAAUAGUUUGUCAUACGUGAGAUCUAUAGUAUGCCAUGACAUUUAUACGGUUAAUAAUAUAUCUAUAAGCGAUACUCUUGGAGACAUUGCAGUUGUCUGUCAAUUAACAGCGCCAAAACGACAAUUAACAUUGCCGAUAUCUUCAACGGAUCAGAAUAAUUUUGAACACCAGUCUCAGUUGAAAGUAUUUACGAUAAAUGCUAAAUCUGUUGGCACGGUUUUAUCCAGAAAAAGGAUUACUGCCUGGGAUUUGAGACUAAUCCGUGAAAUAGUAAACGGCGGAACAGACUGUGGGGCUAUAAUAGCAAUAGCAUGGGCAUACGAUCAACAUCAUCUUUAUGCAGCGACUGAAAAUUCAACAGUUUUAAUUUGGGAAGGCUUACGAAGACUUAACAGUGGCACACCCAAAUUCGUAAAUUUAACUUCGCUU